AACAUAUAAUCUCUUUUGGACAAACACAAGAGUCUGCCUUCCAGUUUGCAGUCAAAAUGGAGGACAGAGAAAAUUCAGGUGGUAGUUUCGGUGGCAGAUUCAACAAACUGAUAAGUGAACAUGAAUUCAGUGCAGAUGAGAAUACUCCGGACUCAAACCAGGAGACGCAACAAGUGUCCAUGUCAAUGGUGAGGCCUGAAUCCAGUCUGAAACAUUACAAACUGCUUGCAGUAAGCCUGGCAGUGCUUGCUGUCAUUCUUCUAGCAGUUGAUAUCAGCCUUGGCGUCUCCUAUUACAAACUUACAGAUGGGCUCUAUCUAGUAACGGACAUCAACAGUGAGUUGGCCAAACUACAUGCUUCUUACAACACCGCGAUCCAAAGACGAGAUGAAGCCAAGAAAGAGUUGGCCAAUACAAUCAAAGAGCAGCAACUUAGAGAGUGGGAGAGAGAACACCUGGCGAGUACACGCAAGUCCUAUGAAAAGGAGGCCGACAACAUUCAGCUUGAAAUUGCAACGUUGAACUCACACCUGCCAAUGAUCAGGGAAGGCUGCAGACACUGUUCAGCAGGAUGGACUUUCAUGAACUCAGCGUGCUACUACUUCCCUUUCUCCAAUGUUUUAGUAAGCAGAUCAUGGCAGGAAGCCAGGGAUUUCUGCAAGAAGCAAGGAGGCGACUUGGCAGUGAUAGAUAGCCAAGAGAAACAGCUUGCAUUAAGUGAGUUGAUAAAUAAAUAUAGUGCCCUUGCGGGGUACAUGGCCCUAAGUGGUUUCUGGAUCGGACUGAGAGAUGUGGAUGAGGAAGGGACUUGGAAAUGGCUUGAUGGAAGAAGGCUGACUGUCAGCUUCUGGAUCACUGGAGAGCCCAACAAUCAGGGUAACGAGGACUGUGCAGCUACGUAUCCCAGAAGCAACCCUUUUUUUGCCUGGAACGAUGCUCCAUGCAAUCAUCACCUUAAAUGGAUUUGUGAAAUGGCACCAAGGUUUGCCAGUUAAAGCUUUUAUUUAAUAAAUAACCUUUCGUGUAAUUCUUUAAACCUCACUGUUUUAGUUACAUUCUUCUAUAUUGUUCUUUUUAUUGUCACAUCCACGUUGUCGACACUACAAAAUAACAUGAGUACAAAUAUGAAAAAUACAUUACAUUUAUGAAAUGACCUAUAAAAUCUAAAUUUCCUCAUUCACUGUAAUAAAUUCAAUUUUUACCUUUACAAUAUA
Molecule: messenger RNA, 1214 nt
Organism: Labrus bergylta (ballan wrasse)
Lineage: Eukaryota; Metazoa; Chordata; Actinopteri; Labriformes; Labridae
Product: CD209 antigen-like protein C
Molecular function (GO): signaling receptor activity
Source: RefSeq, a predicted model, not a curated record